AUAGAGCAGCUCCACGUUAUGGAGUCUGGGCAGAGAGAUAGCUCCGAGCUCUUAGUGGAUCGACUCUUUCCUUUGCGCAGCUGCACAGGCUACCCCACUUUUGUUCAACUGACUGGCUGGGCUGCAGCAUCAACAAAAGAGUAACGGCCCCUACCUCCUCCAUCCAGGUACAGAGGCAGCUACGCUCUCCUCCAGCUGCUACGGGGUAACUGAAUUAUCUGAGCAAAGGAGCAACGAGAAGGCAAGAUCGGAGGAAACCCAAUGAUAAAGGGAUUUUAGUGAAAAACGGACAAGGGUAGCAGCUACAGCAGUCUUCAGCGCUGCGCAGUGGAAGCGGAGGUUGGUCAUGGUCGGACGGGGACUGUGGACUGCAUGUAAGCCUCGGUUUGGAAAGCGAGGGAGCAGACUUGGCGUUUUGCCUUAUUUGUGCGCCGCGAUAGCGAGCGCAGCCGUGUUGGCACUGCUCUUUUUUGACUUCAUCGACUUAUGGGUCACCUCCAUGGGCAUGAACACGGCGGUGGAGCCGCACGCAGGCAUCAUCCCCCCGCAGAGCGUCCCUCCCACCAGACCCGAGGAGUUCCUGCUCAUGCCCAGUCCACUGGUGUGCCAGCGUGCCAAGCCUUACCUUAUCACCAUGGUAACCUCGGCCCCUGCCAAUCAGCGGGCCCGCCAAGCAAUCAGGGACACCUGGGGAGGGGAGGGGGAUGUAAGGGGCCUGCGAAUCAUGACCCUCUUCAUGGUUGGUGUGGCGUCUGACCCUGGGCUGGCCAAGCUGCUGAUAGAGGAGGCCAGAGAGCGAGGAGACCUGGUUCAGGGGCGUUUUCUGGACACCUACUCCAACCUCACCCUAAAAACCCUGUCCAUGCUGGGCUGGACCCGCCGGUUCUGCCCUCAGGCUCACUUCAUGGCCAAAGUGGAUGAUGAUGUCCUGUUCAAUCCCAGCGCCCUCCUGCACUUCCUGAACAAGAGCCGUAACCCCUACGAACAAGGAGACUUGUACCUUGGCAGGGUGCACCUCCACGUGGCUCCGGACCGUGACCCGGAAAGCAAGCAAUAUCUCCCUGCAGGGGCCUACCCUUCCUCCGUCUUCCCUGACUAUUGCAGUGGUACAGCGUAUGUCCUGUCCCGCUCCGCAUUGCUCAAAAUUUCCCUGGCCGCCUCUGCAUUACCUGCAUUAUCCACACCCCUGCCCCCUGAGGACGUGUUUGUUGGUCUUUGUGCCCGGGCAGCUGGUGUGCUGCCCUCCCACUGCCCACUCUUCUCUGGUGGCCCAGCUGUGCCAUAUGGGCGCUGCUGCUAUCAGGCCAUGGUGUCCAUCCACCGCAUCCCACCCAAGGAGAUGCUGUACUACUGGGCUGACGUCCAUUCACCACAGCCCUGCUCAUGGCUGAGUCUGCGAGCUUCUCUGGGGUUGUGCAAAUUCAGGGCGAUGCUCGGGACAGCUCUGGGGCUGGAGCAAGGGUUGUGAGGGUUAAUAAGAAGGAAAACUGCACUCACUGGGGCUGUGCCUCACUGUGAACAGCACAAGUGCUCUUCCGGCUGUGAAACUACGCUGAGAAAAUGUCAGUGUAUAUUUAUAGAUUUAUUUUUUUAAGCACUUCAAUGUAUUCUUUGCUGAAAAGGAGAGUUAGUAUCCUCCAUUAUUACACUGACACAUAUGUAGAUGUAGGCUGGAACAAACAACAUUGGCAUGCUGAUAGUAUACAGUGAGAAAAUACAGCCGCUUCUAUCAACACACCAAGUCUGACAUCUAUACGCUGCUACUUUCUUGUAUUUAACACCCAUGUCGUCUAUCACCAGGUACUUCAAUUGUAGAGUUUAGUCUAUUAAGAUGCCUGCCACAUGAUGUUGAUGUUCCAAACAAUCUGCGAUAUCAAACUUUAUUUAUCCAGUAGGAAGUAAUUAAAAAAGAAAAAUGUAUUAGUGAACACUUUUUGUGUUCCAACAGAAAAAUAAUCAUUACAGGAUGAACCCAAGUAGUUUCAAUAAUAAUACUAAUACUUCCUUUAUUUAUAUUGCUCCUUUCAAAACAAAGUGCUUUACAGUAAACACAAAUAAUAAAAGUUGAAAGAAAGUCCAAAACAAAUGAUGUAAAACAAGAUAAAAUUAUCCAGUUACUUAGCUAAGAAAAAGCCAUAAAAGUGAGUUUAAAGAAGAUAUUUUAUAAAGGACACUGACUUUGCCAGCCUGAGAUCCCCAGGCAGGGAGUUCCACAGAUAAGGGACCCCGGAUACAAAAGGCCCGGUGACGUGGUGGUAGGGCCCUGCCAGAGUAUCUCAUCAAUCAGGUUUACAGAGUUAGCAGAUCACAGAUAUAGAUAGGAGUCUGACAUUUUAGGGCUUUAAAAAUGUGCAGUAAAAUCUUAAAAUCAAUUCUGAAACUGGCAGGUAUAACCUGUGAAGGACAGCAAGGAUUGGUGUGAUGUAACCGCUUCUCUUAGAACGUGUAAAUGCCUGAUAUGUGUAAUCUGAAUCUUACCUGUGAUUUACUGGCGAGACAGUGAGAUGUACUCGGCCUUAUUUGUGAACAGACAGAAGAGAAAGUUGCUUGGUUAAGCUGUUGCCUCACACAUCACCGAAAAUAUAACCAUAAAACUGAUAAGAUGAUAAACCCACUCAAUUUUAUUAUUUAUGACCUUUCUCUGUAACAGUGACAUUGUUAAUGACAACUUUGGGCUGGUGUGUCUGGCCUGGGUUUGGUCUCAGUACACUGAAAGACAGUUUAAAACGUGUCAGAAGACAGCCUCACAUGGUCCUGCUACACCCGUAAUGGAAUCAAAAGGGACAGUCUGUGUUUACACUAUGGAAAUAAGCUUGAUUUAAAUACAGUCACCAAUAAACCACUCUGUAUGUCCUUGA
Messenger RNA from Micropterus dolomieu (smallmouth bass), 2858 nucleotides. It is a transcript of the gene b3galt4, whose product is annotated as UDP-Gal:betaGlcNAc beta 1,3-galactosyltransferase, polypeptide 4. Lineage: Eukaryota; Metazoa; Chordata; Actinopteri; Centrarchiformes; Centrarchidae. The record is from RefSeq and is a predicted model, not a curated record. The coding region runs from base 347 to 1468 and encodes 373 amino acids. Gene Ontology annotation, cellular component: membrane. The transcript has a single exon. Gene Ontology annotation, molecular function: N-acetyl-beta-D-glucosaminide beta-(1,3)-galactosyltransferase activity.